ACGUGUACAAAACUCAAUCUAUUACCAUACUUUGUGAUAACUAAAGGCAAUUCAUCAGUCAGCUCGUUUUUAUUUGUAGUUUGAGCAAAUGAUUUUAAGAUCAUUCAAUAAAUCUUGUAACGGAUUAUUACUAAGUUCCUUCCAACACAGUGUUUGAUUAACAAUAGACAUUAUACUGCAAGCCAGUGAAAAGGUUCUGAAAACCUUGAAAAUGGUGAUGGCAAGGGAAAUGUUGACUGCAUUUAUUCUGAUGUUUGGAAUCCAAGCAAAGAUUGGGGGUUACGCUUCUGAAAACGGUUCGCAUGUAUGUCGACGAAUUACAGCUGACAUAGAAAUAAAGAAUCUCAUUCUAAAAUACCAACAUACAGCGACACCUUGUGCUUGUUUCGAACAGAAGAUGGCGCUUGAUUACAGUUUUCAGAAGAUUGGUAAUUGCUACAAGCAAUGGUUUUCUGAAAAUGGAUUGAAACAAAUGUGUUGUUACGACCAAUACGGUAGUCUUCUAUUUGGACCAAAUAAUGGAGGUUACCUAAUACCUGACAUUUUAGAGUCUAAUAUUGAGGAUAUCCACGAGGCUUGCUGCAAGGAUUCCGACUUAUGCGAAACGUUUUACAAAUUUUUUCCUUCAAAUAAUUGCACUGGCAGCACUGAUGUUGUACAUGCCACAUCGUGGGGAGAUCCAGAAAUUACUACUGUAGAUCAGCAUACAUAUUCAUUCAAUGGUCAUGGAGAAUACACCUUUCUCGAAACUUCAGGGAAGUUGCUGCAGAUUCAGGCUCGAACAGAUUUCUUGAUCAAAGGCAAUCAAGACUCAACAUUAUUCGUUGUCUUCGUUCUUGCGGACAACAUAAAGAAUGACAUCAUAACGAUUGUUUACAACAGAAACGACAAAACCUUGAAUCUUUUUCAACAUGACGGAUCAUUAUGGGCAAAUUCAAAGGACUGUAAAAAUAACCCUAAGCCGUCUGGUAAAGCAGGAUUCUACUUGUUCUGCUCGGAACCUUUCAGUUUUGGAAUAAUGCUUACACAAAAGACAAACAUUCAAAGGCUAACAUUCCAUGGAGGCGAUUCCAUGAGUGUUGUAGUGGAUAGUAAAAAGAAUGUCACUAGAUUUAGAGGCUUGGCUGGCAACUUAGAGCAUGGAUAUUAUAUUUAUGGAAAUGGAAGCAAAGUCAGCAUUAAUGCAACAGAGCGAGAUAUGUUCUACUUUGGUGAAUCAUGGACAGUAUCACAAGAUGACAGUAAAUUCAAUUAUAGUAUUACUGGGGGUAAUUUUACAUACUGGAACGGAAACCAUACGAGACCACAAUUCUUACAGGAGAUUGCUGAAAAGGGCGACCUAGACAAAUUGUUUAAAGGCUUUUCAGAUGCUAACAUUACCAAAUUUAAUGAAACUUGUAGAAAUUUCUGGGACAAGAAGCCUAACAAUGUCUUGUUAUUAUUGCUGAAACAAGAAAUGUGACUCAAGGAGAGUCAGUUAUGGCGGUUGCUGAAAAAAGCAUCAUACCUAUGAAAUAAAUCAUAACAAACCUCCACAUUUCAAAAACAAUACCCCGACUUUUCUGAAUGUAACCUUCGGAGUAAAUUCUAAGAUACUUGAUCUGAAACUAUACGUAACCGACGACUUUGAUGAUCCAGAAGAAAUGACGUACAACGUGGUAACACAAGUGAAAAAUUACACAUU
This is a messenger RNA of Mercenaria mercenaria, 1684 nucleotides long. RefSeq names its product mucin-like protein. Bases 212 to 1462 code for a protein of 416 amino acids. NCBI's taxonomy places the organism in Eukaryota, Metazoa, Mollusca, Bivalvia, Venerida, Veneridae. The record is from RefSeq and is a predicted model, not a curated record. The transcript has 9 exons. Gene Ontology annotation, molecular function: calcium ion binding.